Rotaria socialis is the source of this 651-nucleotide messenger RNA. The record is from the annotation of a GenBank genome assembly. Lineage: Eukaryota; Metazoa; Rotifera; Eurotatoria; Philodinida; Philodinidae.
AUGCGACCAGUAGUUGAAAAACUUGCUGCUAAUCAUCAAUUAUUAACUGGCCAACGUGUAUUAGAUUCUUUAUUUCCGUAUUUAAAAAUGUAUGUUGAAGGUAAAGAAGUAUCAAUUGUGGAACGAACAAAUUCAGUUAUGAAUACAUCAAAUAUGCCUGUUGCUGAUUAUUUGACUUUAUCGGAAUAUUUUCGUCAUAUGGGUGAUUAUGUUGCUAUGAUGGCUAAUUCAACAUCACCUUGGUCUGAAGCUUUACGAAAAAGUUGUGGUCGUUUAGCUGAAACGUCUGCGAAUUCGGCUUAUCCAACUCAUUUAGACACUCGCUUAGCUUCAUUUUAUGAACGUGCUGCUCGUGUUCGAUGUUUGGACAAUCCGGAACGUGAAGAUUAUUCGAAAUUUGUAACAUUACAUGCUAAAUGUAAAGAAAUUUUACAAGAAGAAGCAGAUCUUUCGGAUAUUGUACAACUUGUUGGUAGAGCAUCAUUAGCUCAAACAGAUAAAAUAACACUUGACGUAGCACGAAUAAUAAUGGAUGAUUUUAUUCAACAAAAUGGUUAUUCAUCAUAUGAUAAUGAAGAAAAAAUCAAACGUGAUCUUGAAGAACUAAAUGAACGUGUGCAAGCAGCAUUCCGAGAUAUGGAAGAAAGUUAA